GUAAAUUUUACAUAGGAAAUUAUUUCGCCGAGAAUUAAAAGAUGUUCGUUCACAUUCUUUGUCAUCUCUUCAGUCUCAAUAUAGAAGCAACUCUCUAGUCAAAUACUACGCAUCUCGGAAAUGAUACACUUUGUCUUCUUACAUUACACAGUUUUAGUUACUUUCUUUUUUUUUAUAUACACUUCAUAUACAUUUUUUUUCUUCUUCCGCGCUUGCUACACUAAAAUUGAACGCGCGCUUCUCUGCGCGCGACACUUCUUCCAUGCGCUCCUUAUUUGACAGUCCGAAAUGUUAUAAAUCUGAUGUGUCGACAGGCUUGAAGGUGCAGGACGGCCGUUCAUCUUUGCAGACUGCACCUGUUAUAUAUAUAAUUAAUUAACCUAUACAACCGAUUUAGAAACGGACUCUCUGACCUCUUUUUCUACGUAAAGCGUACAGUUUACUUACAUUCUACCUUGGGGUGCAGAUGAUGCUACGGCCAAGUUUUUAAAUAGUACAUAUAAUACUGAUAUUAAUACAUUCAACAUGCCAGACAGGAACAAAGUUUUGAUCGGUGCUGUGUGGGGUAUAACCCUCUGCUGUCUUUUAUUUAGUCGCAAGUUAUUGAGACCCAUGGCAUUGUUAAAUUUCAUUCCUGCUAUCUUAUAUCGCAAUCAAAAAAUAGAAAAUGAAGAUGAGCAACAACAGAAUACAAACAACGCUGGCACCUCAGUAAACUGUGAUACUAAUAUAGAUACAACUGCACAAAAUAAAAUGCAAAACAGGCAACCACCAUCAAAUUUUAUGAUGAGCGGAUUAACGGGAGCAUCGCCUCCAAAAUUCGUGUCUUUUGACGAAAUUAUCAAAGCUGCCAACGGGAUGAAAAAUAUGGCCUUAGCACAUGAAAUCGCGGUAGAUAAGAAUUUUCAAUUGCAAAAAUUAGAACCGGAAGAUGGUAGUUUUCAUAGGCGAGUAAAAGAAAUAAUGCACAAAGCUUUUUGGAAUCUGUUGGCGGAGCAGUUGGCCAAAAAUCCGCCAGAUUAUUCGCACGCACUCGUUUUACUGAAAGAAAUUAAAGAAUCGUUGGAUGAACUUGUGCCACCGCAGAAUUCAAGAAUCAAAGAAAAUGUUGGAGAAGUGCUCGAUCUGGACUUGAUCAAGCAACAAGCGGAGAAAAAUGUGUUGAAUUUUAAUCAUUAUGCUCAAUAUAUAAUUUCUAUUAUGAGCAAAAUUUGUGCGCCGGUCAGGGAUGAGAAAAUUCGAGAACUCUCGCAACAGACAGACAUAAUCGAGACGUUCAAAGGUGUUAUGGAAUUGUUACAGUUGAUGAGAUUGGAUUUGGCGAAUUUCACCAUUACAAUGAUGAGACCAAAUAUCAUCGCUUCUAGCAUCGAAUACGAGAAAGCGAAAUUUGCCGAGUUUUUGAAAAUUAAUUCGAACGGUUUGCAAUACACAGAAAAAUGGUUACUGCGACAUUUCAAUCCAGAAAACAUAGCGGAAUCGUCAAGCGGCACUAAUAACAUAAGGCAAAUUACUCAUUUUCUAGUAACAGAAGCGUAUCUCGAUCUUUUGGAGUGGGAUUUCAAUCCAGAUGCUGAAACGUUGAUGUUGGAUCAAGGGAGGCUUCUGGAAUUACGAGACAUCACCAGUAGAUUGAGUAUCGUUGGUUCUAUAAUAUUAUUGGUUAAUAAUACGAUUGGUGCACCGAUUCACGGAGUUUCGAGUUUUAAAAAGAAUAUUAAAGAACACCUGAAUUCAUUGUUGGACUCUGUACAUUCAAACAAAGAUUUAGAAGCUGCAAUGCCAAAUAUUAUAUUGCAAGUCAAAGCGGACGUCAAGAUGACACUAAGAGAAGUCAGUGCUCCUGAAAUGUCUCCUGAAUUAGAGACAUUGUUGGAGGGACAAAUAACUGAUCUCGUAGAUACUAAACAUAAGAUCAGAUAUCUUGUCAGUCUGCGGAUCAGACAGUUUUUGCAAAAAAUCAUUCAGUCGCAGUCUAUUGCACCUCAACAAGUACCGCCAGGCCUUUCCUCGCUACAAGAAGAGUUGACGGCUAUUGCUGCUCGAUUUGUAAUACUUGUUUCGCAUAAUCGCAGCGUGUUCGGCGAAUAUUACCAAGAUAUUGUCGCAAGUGCGCUUGCGAGAAGCGACAAUAACAAAGAGAUACACGAAACCCACACUAUGGAAUUGUAAAAAAAAAGAAACAAAAAAAACCAAUAUGAUUACAUCUAAAAAUAAAUACACUUGAAUUUUG
Pseudomyrmex gracilis is the source of this 2233-nucleotide messenger RNA. RefSeq names its product T-complex protein 11-like protein 1. The coding region runs from base 526 to 2172 and encodes 548 amino acids. The record is from RefSeq and is a predicted model, not a curated record. The transcript is spliced from 10 exons. Lineage: Eukaryota; Metazoa; Arthropoda; Insecta; Hymenoptera; Formicidae. Gene Ontology annotation, biological process: signal transduction.